Messenger RNA from Formica exsecta, 7494 nucleotides. RefSeq names its product small conductance calcium-activated potassium channel protein-like. Gene Ontology annotation, cellular component: neuronal cell body; neuron projection; plasma membrane. Gene Ontology annotation, biological process: potassium ion transmembrane transport. Gene Ontology annotation, molecular function: small conductance calcium-activated potassium channel activity; calmodulin binding. Bases 16 to 1848 code for a protein of 610 amino acids. The transcript has 9 exons. Lineage: Eukaryota; Metazoa; Arthropoda; Insecta; Hymenoptera; Formicidae. The record is from RefSeq and is a predicted model, not a curated record.
UCGAUCCCGGGAGCGAUGAAGAACAGCGGCGGGGUGGCCGGCGGGGGCGGCGCGGGGGGAGCCGGGGUGGCCGCCGGAUGCGGUAGCGCCGGGGGUGCCGGUGCCGGCGAGGACGCCGGCAUCGCCCUCGUGGGUGUCCACACCGAGUAUCCCCGUUACAUGGACGAGCGCAUGCUGGCCGGCGGUGGCGGGUCCCUCAAGGGCCAGUCCUGCGGCGGCAGCAUCGAGCCCGGAUCCAAGCACAAGCCCAACGUCGGCUACCGGCUGGGCAGGCGGAAGGCCCUGUUCGAGAAGCGCAAGCGCAUCAGCGACUACGCCCUCGUGAUGGGCAUGUUCGGCAUCAUCGUCAUGGUCAUCGAGAACGAGCUGUCCAGCGCCGGCAUUUACACCAAGGCCUCGUUUUACUCGACAGCACUGAAAACCCUGAUCUCUGUGUCUACUGUGAUACUGCUUGGCCUCAUAUUUGCUUACCAUGCGUUAGAAGUUCAGUUGUUCAUGAUCGAUAACUGCGCGGAUGACUGGCGGAUCGCAAUGACCUGGCAGCGGAUCGCGCAGAUCUCGGUGGAGCUGGCGAUCUGCGCGAUUCAUCCGAUUCCGGGCGAAUACUACUUCCUGUGGACGACCAAGCUGGCAAACAAGAACGGCGACAUUGGCUCCAAGUGUGUGCCAUACGACGUCACCCUCUCGUUGCCCAUGUUCCUCAGGCUCUACCUCAUUUGUCGUGUGAUGCUGCUUCACUCGAAGCUUUUCACGGACGCGUCGUCGCGUAGCAUAGGGGCCUUGAAUCGCAUCAACUUUAACACCAGGUUCGUCCUUAAGACCCUGAUGACCAUUUGCCCCGGUACGGUGCUGCUGGUCUUCAUGGUCUCCCUGUGGAUCAUCGCCUCAUGGACGUUGCGACAGUGCGAAAGAGAUGCCAGCCAAUUCCUGGGCGCUGGGUGCACCGCUUUACUGGUGGCAGUCGUCUCCAGGAAGCUCGAACUUACGCGGGCGGAAAAGCACGUGCAUAACUUCAUGAUGGACACGCAAUUGACAAAAAGGUUGAAGAACGCCGCGGCGAACGUGUUGCGGGAAACGUGGCUGAUCUACAAGCACACUCGUUUGGUGAAGCGCGUCAAUCCUGGACGCGUGCGGACCCAUCAGCGGAAAUUCCUCUUAGCUAUAUAUGCACUCAGAAAGGUGAAAAUGGAUCAGCGCAAAUUGAUGGACAACGCCAACACAAUAACGGACAUGGCCAAGACGCAAAACACCGUCUACGAGAUCGUCUCGGACAUGAGUACGCGGCAGGACGCGGUAGAAGAGCGUUUAGUGGGUCUGGAGGACCGUCUGGUCGGCCUAGAAGAGAAGCUGACCUCGCUGCAGGGUCAGCUGGAGCUGUUGCCGGAAGAGCUGACCCGCUGUCUGGCCCAGCACGCGGAGCGGAUGGAGCAGCGCCGUAAUUUCCUCCAUCCGGAUACCGCGGUAGCCAUGGCCGCAGCUUCCGGCGGCGGAGGUGGAGGAGCCAUCUCGUCGGGUACGAGCUUGGGCGUUUCCGGCGGCGGCAGUGCAUCCGUCGCCGCGCACCACCCUCUCGCCAGCCUCUCCAACUCCCCCCUCCUGCCGCACUCGCGCAGCGUGCCUAGCGCGCCCAGCACCAUGUCCCUGCAUCCGUGGCCGGUCAGCCCGGUCUUACCACCUGUCUCCAGCCGGACGCCGCACCUGGUGCCAGAGACCGGCAGGCAUCACGGCCUCAGUCACUCUGCCACGGUGACCACCACGACCUCGCAGUCGGCUACCAGACUCACCUCUCAGGCCGGCAUGGGCGGGUUAGGCAACAGCCAAGGCUCGGACACGUCGGCGCAUAGCUGAGUCUCGUCUCUGCAGCCGCAGCAUUCGUACUAAAAGGCCCGAGACGCCGGUUUCCGCGUAAUCGCAGAUCGCGGCCGUGCCGCGACACUAAUCGGUGAUCAUCGACAUAUUAUAUAGUCGACAUAUAGUACUGCCGAAGUAUAUGAAAUUGUACGCUACGGUCGUACAUAGGUCGGCCGAAGAUUCGCACAAACAAAUAUGAAAGGAUUCCCGUCUAGAGCGAUGUCUCCUCAUCUCUACGUUGACUUGCGUCUGAUGUAAUAAGACAGUAUCCGUAUCCAAUUGUCGUAUCGCGAGGAUUCGCGUGAAUUCGUCGGUGUUUCCAUUGAAAAAAACAACUCUUUGAAUUUAUAAUUUGUUUUCACGCAGACAUAUAAUCGUUGGACGCCGCGUGGAUCACAAAGAGACGCAGUUCUAAGCGAGAGCGGUGAAAUAGAUUAAUUAAAACACGGCCGUCUGUUUUUCGUGCGAAACUCGUCUAAACAUGGGCCUUCUUGCAUCCCGCGCGCACCUUCGGGUCUCUCCUCAAGGAUUUAUACUUUCGAUGAAAUGCAAUCGAGAUGAUAAGCGAUCGCAAUGGGAUUCGAAUUGGGAAAAUGUGGACAUAACGAUUGUCUAUACGUUAUAUGGUGUUAUAUACGUUUCAUCUUUUGGCCUUCAACAAAUUCCCGAAAUAUUUAAGCGCGAAAGGAAUCUACUUUCUACAUCUAUUUGAUCGCCCACUUUCGUCUCAAUCUGCUCGAUUCCUUCCAAUCCUCACACAAUUCUUAGCUAGUCAAUUUUGACAUGAAUACGCAAUUAAGAGGAAUCGGAUUUUUUUACAAUACGAUACAAUCGAGCGUGAUCGAGGGAACUAAAAAAUUGGCAAAUUACAACAUUCUAUGGAUUGAUCGAGCGAUUUCAGAUAGACGGAUGGAGGAGAGAAACUCUUAAGGUACGCGCGGCUUCUUCCACUAGCUGCGCGCUGCUCCCCUGCCCAACUUGCGUGCCUGAAUAACUGUUUUCUUAAUAAUUAAAUGUACAUUAUCGACAUACACACACACAUACAGAAAACUCUCGACCUUGUAUCUCUGUAUACCUUGUGAAGAGAGAAGCGAACAGGCAUGACGUGUGUGUAAAGGAAGCGUGUGCGGACAAGGACUAGCCCCGGAGGUAAACCAAGCUGGCUCUUAAAGUCUUUCGCACGUGGUUAAGGUAAACCGUCCCUUAUAGGACGGUUCCCUUCCUGGCGGAAGCAUGCUACAAAAGGACUAUUAUAUUUGUACGUUAUACGUAGCACUCAAACUCUAGGAUCUGGCCGGUCUCGAUGCCCGAGGUGAAGUAUAAAAUGAUUCAUAUACAUAUAACGCAUCAAUCGUAUAUGCAUUCUUUGAACGAGAGCGGCUAUAAAAAUACAUACAACUUACAAUUUCUAAUACGUUCGGGCAUAACUGGCAACCCCAAUAUUCUUUCUCGUUUAAGUAAAAUAUAUUAGAAGUUACGGGUGUGUUUUUUUCGCCACUUUUUUCAGAUAUAAAAGACUCGGGAUCACAUUUAACGUUAGAUAUAUACUCUGAUAUUUGCCCUUAGCUAUAUUAUAUUUCACACAUUCCUCCUCUCUAUUAUUUUUUCGCCAAUUGUAUGUCCUUCCCGGCCUACACAUUGGCGAAAUGUUAAAUUGACAGCGUUGGAUCGACACAUAACAACGUUGCAAAAGAUAUUUUUCUUCCCAUCGGACGGUGUGUAAAAACGCGCUUUAAGGGCCGGCGCAAACCCGACGGGUGUCCAGGAAAUAACAAAUAGAGAGAGAAUGCAAAGUGAUCUUAUCCGCUUUAACGUCCGUAGGUUACGUAGGAUAUUAUAUUGUUAGGUGUAAUACUCUUGUACUCUCUAUGGCGCACGGGUACAAAAAAGCGGCUACGUUUCCACUAUUAGGGAAAGGGAGGGAAGAGGGAGGGCUGGGAAGAGAGUGAAGAUUUUUUAUAAUGGAGCUGCGACCGCGCGAGGUUGGCGCGGCACGACGCGAAGGGGAUAGGCUUAAUUUAAACGAAUCGACCAGACAAUGGGAAAGUAAUUAUAUAUUUGCCAACGACUUUCCGUUCGGAGGCGUCCAUCAGGCUUUUUCGUUCAUGCUUACAAUUAUCGCCAUUCAAAUAUCCCUGCAUUAUUAAUUCACGAUCGCUCAUAUAUAAAGUGAGUCACUGGAAAUUGCCUUCUAAGAUAUCUUCAUAAAUAUUGAUUUUAGAUAAAAAGGUUUAAGACAAAAGUUAAAUUAUUUUGAAAGAAUUACAUUUUUUUUGUUAUCUUAGUUUUUUUAGGUGCAGGCGUCAAGAAGUUUUGAAGGUCAUCUCAAGUCUUUUCAAGGUCAUUUCAAAGUCACUCCACGGUGUGACUUCAAGAUGUCAUAGAUCGUUGGAUUCGUCUUUUUAUCCUCUACAAUUAUAGGUGAUUAAAAAUAGGGCUUUCUAUUUAACAAAACUUGAGAUGAUCUUCAAAUAUUGUUGACGCCUGCACCUAAAAAAAAACUAAGACGACCAAAAAAUGUAUGUCCUUUCAAAAUAUUUUAACUUUUGUCAAAAGAUUUAAACCUUUUUGUCUAAAAUCAAUAUUUAUAAAGAUAUCUUAAAAGACAAUUUCUAAUGACUCACCCUGUACAUAAAAAAUUAAUUUAUCAUUUAAAGAAAACACGUGCUAUGUAGCUAUAAUUAUCACUUUUAUCUAUUUAUUUUUCUGCAGUGUUUUCUUAUAAAAAAAAAACAAAAAACGAUUAAAUCGAUAGCUAAAAAUCUUAGAUUACUCAGAUGCUGAACUAAGAAAAGUCUGAUACGCCAAAGAUACAGAGAUGUUCCGGAAAAAACCGAAUGCAAAUUUACAACUAUCCAAUUGGUCGUAGACGACGAUCUUCGGAUCUGAAGAAUCUGAAUUUAUCGAGGGACGUAAUUCGGCUUUUUUUCCGGAACACGGUAUAACAUUUUUGCUGUAUUUCGCAGCUGCACGCGUUUAUUCUUUCCGACGCGUUAUUAGUCCCGAAGAUGUUCAGAUCUCGACAUCGGCGUGACUAGGUUUGCUAAAAGGCAAACCGUAAUCGCACACGACGACAACCGAGAUUCUAUCGAGGCUCUACGAGGCGAGCUCGAGCGAACCUCGUUCCUUCAGUAGUAAAUUAGAGGUAAAACGUGUUUGCUGUUUCUUUAGUUAGAUUAUAAGAAGAAUUGAAACGAACUUACUACUUGCGAAAUUAAAUUUAUUUUACCAAGUUGAGUCCUUCAAGGACGGAGAUGUUUGAAAAUUUUUGAGAAACAUUUACGAGAGUGAAUUGAUUCCAAUCGGAUCCAAUUUUCCUUCCACAUAUUUCGUUUAAGACUUACUUGUAUGUAUCUAUUUUUAAUAUUUUAUUUAUUAACAUCCGAUUCUCAGAUUUAGUUAACAUUUAUUAACCGCUGCGAAUUAAUUUCGUGAAAGGGAUGAGGUUCGGUCGUGCCGCCUUUAUCCUCGACCGUUCACGAGGAAAAGCUCACGCGGAAAAAGCUCACUAACGCGGAUAAAAGCUGGGACCUGGUUUGUCUUGUCCGUCAUCGUUUCAUUUCGAAAGCGUAGUUUCGCGGCUAAUCGCAAUGCGAAACGGGACCAAAACAGACACAAUUUUCACAACGUUCUCAUACUAUCUCACCUCGUCCUCUUUUUUUCUUUCCCCUCUUGCUCUCUUUUUUCCCAGUUGGGCAGAUUUUUCAUCUAGAUAAGAGAGUCGACUAAGAACUAAAAGAGUUAAGUAAAACUGUUCGAUGAUGGCACUUCGCAUCUUUUAGUAAAUUGGAAAUUCACUCAGAGAUAAAAGUGAUUUCCUUAUCGAAAAAUUAAAAAAAAAAAAAUACUGCUGAUAUAAAAUAUUACGCGUUUUAUUGCGAGCAAUAUUUUUACUCUUUUAAUAUUUUAUAUUCUCAGAUCAAGUAGAUUUUUUCACAUACUAAUAUAAUGAGAGAAUUCACAUAAAGAUUCUUCUUUUUUUACGAAGAAAACUUUAACCAUCUAUCCGCUUACUUUUACGAUGUUCCUGUUUAUUUUUUAUCUAUUUGACAUAGUUCGUAAAAAACAUCGAAUAAUUUAUUUGAAAGACGAAGCACUAUUCACUCAAAGCUUUGUCGUAUCGAUCAAUACUUCGAGUUUAGAAAAUUUUCUACUUAAUCGCGCAGAAUGAAUUUCUAUUCGAAUAGGAAGAUUAUCUCGUGUACAUAAAGAUAACUCUUUCAUUUAGUCAGUCUCUUUAUCUGAAUGAAGUUUUCAGUCGAGUAACAUCCAACUCUGCUUUUUUUCUAAGAAUCAGUUUUUCUUGGAUCGUUCCGAUUUUCCUCCCUCCUUCUUCAUUUUUCUCUCCUCUUGUUUCCCACUCUCUUCCUGUUCAAAGAGCAUUUCUCUUUCGCUCGCGACUCAACGCACUGGACACGACAACUCUACAAUAUUUUUAUAUAGAUUUCUUAAAAGUGCAUUAUGGUGCCAGGAAGACCACGCCAAGUAUAAAAACGUAAAAUUAAAACAGUCUCAAUAUCGGAUUCUUAGGUGAUAGACACCAAUUCGAUAAUAUUGUUAGUACGUAAUAGAAAAAAAGGAACGUGAGUACGUAGAUGAUUACCGAACUCUUCGACGUAGUGAAGUUAUACAUGACAUCAUGAUUAAGGGGAAAAAUAAACUAUAAACGAGAAAAAACAUACGUUUGCUCGUGAACUACAUAUAUAUAGAGUGCACACACAAAUAUGACGAAAAUUGAUGAUAAAUUGAUUUCGUGUUGGAUAUAUAUUGAGAUAUUGCAAAGUUUCUCUCUCUCUCUCUCUCUCUUUCUGCGUUGAAUUUCAGUGUAAGUAUAUUAACAAAUUUGCAAUUGACUUUAUAUUUUAUUUCAGUAACUAAAAAUUGAUUAAUCGGAUUUUUUAAUUAUCUGUAGUUAUAUUUAGAAUUAAAUAUAUAGUAAAUUUAUAAUGAUUACGUGCUGCGAAUUAAAAUUCAAACUGGAAUAAUGUUUUACACAUAGAGCUAACUAUACAUCGGUAUUUUGCUAAGAAUUUGCAUUCCUGAAAAUUAAUACUUAAAAUUAAUUAGAACUGUUAGAAUUUUUUUAUUUAUUUGAGAUAUUCUGUACAAACUUCAUAAUUGUAUCUUAGUCUUUCUAAUUGUAGAGAAGGAAAGAUCGAUUAAAAUCCAUCUUAUACACUGAAAAUUUAACGCAGACUUGACGAAAUAUCUUAUACAAGUCUUCGUUCAUCUUUAUAUUUAUCUAUUUAGAGAAAUUCCGAGAUGUUAAAAUCUUCAAAUAUUUAUCAUAUUAGAUUUAAAUGAUGAGAAAUUUGAAUGACUCAAACUUUAGAUCAAUGUAACUUUAAACAAUUUUGCGAAAUUGCCGUUCAGAAUGAGAGAGCAAAAUGUUGAUCCGUCUUAGGAACUUGUAAAACUACUUUCUCAAAACAUAUAGAAUUCGCGAUUCUUAAAACUUUGGAUUCUUAUGUCAUGUAAGACUCGUUUCUACAUUCUCAUAAUCUUAAAUCUUGACACUUUGAAAUAUUUUCAACCUCUUAAUUUUAAACUACCGACUUUUCGAAACUUAAGUUUAGUGUGCACUGCAAAGCAGUGAAAAAAAUAAACGGUUCCUUCUUUCUUUUGAUGUCGUAAUCACGCACG